This is a messenger RNA of Lachancea meyersii CBS 8951, 1209 nucleotides long. Lineage: Eukaryota; Fungi; Ascomycota; Saccharomycetes; Saccharomycetales; Saccharomycetaceae. The record is from the annotation of a GenBank genome assembly.
AUGAUUGACGUCAAAAUCAAGCCUCAAUCUGGUAUUGUCGACCGAGGGAAGAGUGCGCGACACGGGCUCUCUCCCACCGCAAAACAGCCAGAAAAGAAGCAACAAUCACCCUUCAAGAGUUUUAAGAAUACACUCUUGUUACGAAACCAUAAAUCACGAAAAAGCUCGCCAAAGACCGUCAAUAGCACUCCUGCGGACUCAAUUCCGGACAUUAACGUUUCACCUCUGUUAAAUGGGCCAUCUCAGAACCACAAAUCUGCUGUUAAGGGAUCACAACGUUUCUCUGCACAACGAGUUACUCUUUUCAAAUAUAAUCAUGUUAGGGUCGUGAACUCAGUCACCAAAGGCCACAGAAGCAGUUCGGAGUCUUCAAUGUCUUCAGCUCUGACGUCGCAUUCCACAGUUCUGCGACGUCACGACUCUCACGAAUACUCCAUAGCCAGUGCUGAAACCAGGCGGGAAACGUGCUUGAUGUCUGACGGACCCUUGGAGAUCUACCAGAUAAUCACCUACAACAGUUCUAAACUACCUUCCCAGAAAAUGACUUAUCUUUGUUUGGGGCGAAAGGACAAUAUUCUUCAUCCUAUCUUGCCAAAGCUUCAAGUCACGAAGCUCCCGUCUCCGCAAUUCAAAAUCUCAAUUCUCCUGCUCAAUCCAGAGCGCUACUGGAUAAUAGAAUUUUUACCGGAAGUUGGCCAUAGCGAGGUUCGUGACGAAGUUAGGGUUAAUUUCGAAUCCAUGAUCAGUACGAUAUGCUCUUACAAAGUUCACCCGAAUCCAGCAAUGCAUCAAGAAGAAACGGGACACUCACAGAACAAAUUGCUGAAAGAAGACAAUCACUCUGACACUGAGGAAGACAGCGAUUUGGAGUAUUUGCUGAACGAGUCGGACAGCUUUUUGGAAGAAACGGAAUCAACAAAUAAUGACGAAUCUCACGAUAGAACGGUCAAUGAUGCCUUUAGAAACGCAAUUCGCAAUAUAAUGGUAUCAGAGUCUUACGAUACGAAACGGGUAUCUGGCAGUAAAAGGCUCAGCUCGUAUCAUAGCACCACUGUCUCUUCUCGUUUCGAACCAAGGCUGUCCAUGGUACGAUCAGCGUCUGUACAGAUGCGUCUCAGAGCUUCUUAUGACGGUAAUUCGCCUCUAGGCGUUGGGACAUGGAUGGACGUGGGCUCGGAAGAUUCAGCAGAUUUCUUCUCACGUAUAUAA